This is a messenger RNA of Teleopsis dalmanni, 1457 nucleotides long. RefSeq lists its product as uncharacterized. Lineage: Eukaryota; Metazoa; Arthropoda; Insecta; Diptera; Diopsidae. The record is from RefSeq and is a predicted model, not a curated record. The transcript has a single exon. The annotation marks the transcript as partial.
UUACAGGAUUCCCCCCGGGGCGAAGCCGAUGGUCAGUCAUUCAUUUUCCCUGCCAUUAAUGAAACAAGCACAAGUAGUAGUAGCGGUGGUGGGGGCAGCAGCACAGGUGAUAGCGCAGGUGGUAGUAGUACUGCAACAAGUGCCACAACAACCACAAGCAGUUCUGGUGCCACAGGCAACAAUAGUAACAAUGCACUGAAUAGCAAUAAUAGAAACAAAAGCCUAGGUAACCAUCUAACACUAAACACAGGUGAACGUCGUAAUUCACUCUACUGUGAUACACUACAUGCAGGUGACUCAGGUAUUGAUUCAGUGCAAGCCUCGCCAUCGCCAAAUGCACUACCUCCACCUCCAGGUACUUCGCUACUUAUUGGUAACAUAACAGGUGGCUCUUGCAAUGUAUCGCCUGCCACCACUCCAACGCAUGGUUCACCAAAUCUCUCCUUGGGUUGUGGACGUAUGGGUGCACGGGCCAGCAUAAGUGUAGGCGCUCCAAAUUACCGAAGAAAAUCAAGCGCUUUACUGCAUCCAGAUCAUGCACGUCUAUUUGCGCUACGCAUGAAACAUGCAGCAGCAUUGGAACGUGCACAAACUUCACCAGAUCAAACAUCCAUUGAAGAUACGACUGAAUUCCAUGACAAUGGCCUCGCUACAAAUUUACGUUUAUGUUCGGCAUCAUCAUCGACAACAUCGUCACUAACAUCGGUCGCCGCGGUUAGUCUUGGCGGCGGUAUCGGUGUUGCGUGUUCUUCUUCAUCCUCUGCUGCCGCAGCAGCUGCACUGGCUGCUGCUGCCGGAGCGGGGACACAGCAACGCGUCUCCGAUCCAUGGUUGUUGCCUCAAUCUGAUCGAGAGCAAGACUCCAGACAUCAUGGGCGACGCCGUUCCUCAACAGCAACGGCACGUUUGUCGCUCUUCGAUGCAUUGGAUUUGGAGUAUGCGCUACUGCGUGCAGCGGCGCGUGGUUCUGUUGGACCAUAUUCGUUAAGUGAAUCCAUACAUAAACUAACAUUUACACAAUCAUUAGCGUUUCCGGCACUCGCGCGUGGUCUGGCCACAAAACGUAGACGUUCCGCUACUUAUACGAGUUCGCGGCCGCUCAAUCCAAAUGAAUCCGGUUUGAAUACCUGCGCUAAAGUCAUCACCGCCGUCAUUUUAGUUGGUAUAUCCUUUAUGGUAUUUUUUGUGGUAUACAAAUUUGUGCGGACGUGAGGUUUACUCCUGGCUCCGACAGAUUUUCCCGUCACAUAUCAAAAUGCAUAUCCACUCACAACGGGAAACGCUAAUGCCACUAAGCAACUGUCGGGGCUCAGGAGAGUCUUGGGUCUUAAAGAACGAAAUUAAAAACAAAAAAUAAUUAAAUAAAAAUCAAAGUGAAAAAAGAAAUCGGAAGUAGGUGCAAUAAAGAAAAUGCACAGAGAAGCGCAAAAUGUGAGAAUUGUGAUAAAAAAAAAAAU